Spizellomyces punctatus DAOM BR117 is the source of this 1101-nucleotide messenger RNA. RefSeq names its product methionine aminopeptidase, type I. The coding region runs from base 1 to 1101 and encodes 366 amino acids. The transcript has 8 exons. The record is from RefSeq and is a predicted model, not a curated record. Gene Ontology annotation, molecular function: metalloaminopeptidase activity. Gene Ontology annotation, biological process: proteolysis. Lineage: Eukaryota; Fungi; Chytridiomycota; Chytridiomycetes; Spizellomycetales; Spizellomycetaceae.
AUGACAACGAUGGACGGGUACAGCUGCGAAGCUUGUGGGCAGCCUGCGAAAUUAAGAUGCCCUACGUGCAUGAAGCUGGAUAUCGCCGGAUCUCACUUCUGUAGUCAAGAAUGUUUUAAAGGGAGUUGGGCACAACACAAAGCGAAACACAAAACCGCCACGGCUGCACUAUCCAAUGGAGUCGUUAAAACGUUCAAUCCUUGGCCGUCCUACCACUACACUGGGAAGAUACGGCCAAUGUAUCCUCUCGACCCUAGACGUGCCGUACCCGACCAUAUUGGAAAGCCGGAUUAUGCCGCGGAUGGCAAACCAUACAGUGAACUCAGUUUGAGAGGAAGCACCCGAAUCGAAGUCUUAAACCCUGAAGAAAUUGAGAAGAUGAGGACUGUCUGCAGAAUAGCUCGCGACGUAUUAAACGAAGGCGCCAAGGCCAUCAAAGUUGGAGCAACUACGGACGAGAUUGACCGGGUGGUACAUGAAGCUUGCCUGGAACGAGACACAUAUCCGUCGCCUCUCAAUUAUCACGGGUUCCCUAAAUCUUGUUGUGUCUCCGUCAACGAAGUCAUUUGCCAUGGUAUCCCUGACAAGUACGAAAUACAAGACGGAGAUCUUGUCAAUCUCGACGUGAGCUGCAUGUACGAUGGUUUCCACGCUGAUUUGAACGAGACUUACCUGGUGGGAAAUGUGGACGAGGCGGGUAAAAGGCUGGUCAAAACUGCUAGAGCGUGCCUGGACAAGGCGAUUGCCAUGGUGAAACCAGGGACAUUGUAUCGGGAGGUGGGGAACGUAAUUCAGAAGCAUGCCCAGUCGGAAGGGUUCUCGGUUGUACGAAGCUACUGUGGACAUGGAAUACAUCGACUCUUCCACGGUACUCCCAGUGUGCCACAUUACGCACGGAAUAAGGCUGUUGGUGUCAUGAAGGCCGGACAUACGUUUACUAUUGAACCGAUGAUUAACGAAGGCACAUGGCACGAUGAGCAAUGGCCCGACGGAUGGACCGUUGUGACAAGGGAUGGGAAAAGGUCUGCACAAUUCGAAGAGACCUUGCUCGUGACGGAAACUGGGGUGGAAGUCUUAACUGCUAAUCGGGCAAAUCAUUGA